Pocillopora meandrina is the source of this 1107-nucleotide messenger RNA. NCBI's taxonomy places the organism in Eukaryota, Metazoa, Cnidaria, Anthozoa, Scleractinia, Pocilloporidae. The record is from the annotation of a GenBank genome assembly.
AUGGAUUGGAAAGAUGAAGAAGACUUAAAUUUCACCGAAUUUGACGAUGGAAGAACAAUAAGUGGCCGUGAAGAGCUCGUCGACCAAAAUAGAAACCAAUAUGGUCUACAUUUUGUGCUUGAUUUGGUUUUAGUGCUGUGUGGAGUUUUGGAAAACGUUUUUGUCUGUUGGAUAUUGAUUCGCAAGAAGAGGAAAUGUUUCAAAAGCUUUUCCAACUUUCAUUUAUUGAAUCUGGCCAUUACAGAUAUUCUCUUUCGAGCCGUUUCUGUUCCGGAAUUGCUGCCAGGAGAAAUUAUUGGCGGGAGCGACUUCAUAUGUAAAUUGAUCGACUUCAGUAGACACAUUACUUUGGCGGUAACAUUUGCUAUUCUGGCCGGAAUAUCAUUUGAUCGAUACAUUCACAUUGUUCAUCCGUUUAGGGCCAGGACAAUUACAUGGAAACACAGUAGAAAUGUGAUGGUACUCUCGUGGGUUUGCGGAGGGCUUUUGUCUGCGCCAUUUUUGAGCAGCACAGUGUGGACUGUUGAAGUAAACGAGGAAACUAUGGACAAAUUUGGGAACUGCGUUGACAAACAUGGCCUAUCGUUUCAGAUUUCCUUAGCUGUAUUCCUUUUUGGUGCGUUCAUCGUUCCCUUGGUUUUCAUGGGAUUUGUUUACAGUAGAAUUGUGAUUGUCCUAUGGCGUCGGGAUCGUUCCAAGAUAUCUAACAAAAACAUGAUCAAGACCAAACUUCGAGUCGUCAAAAUGAUGGUGUUGAUUGUCCUUACAUAUUUCAUUACAUGGGGUCCAUAUCUUAUUGUUAGAACUGUGAUAGUUUUUUUUUCUCUCGAGGGAAGAAAUUCUGAGGAAGUUGAGGGAGAAGGCUCGACAGAAUUACAGUCAGAUAACGAGGAACUAUAUGAGUCAUUACAAUUAUUUGAGGGCAUAUCUGACCCGUUGACAUUGAUGAGUUCCAUUUUAAACCCCCUGAUAUUUAGCUUUUACAACGCGAGCUUUAAAGAGGAAGUAUACAACAUUUUUCGUGGAAUGAAAGGCGCGAAAGUUUUUGGGAAACGUAAACACAUCGUUGUGCCUUUAGCCGAGCAAACUCGUGAUACCACGACGUAG